Messenger RNA from Hipposideros armiger (great roundleaf bat), 2870 nucleotides. It is a transcript of the gene THPO, whose product is annotated as thrombopoietin. The coding region runs from base 1221 to 2279 and encodes 352 amino acids. Gene Ontology annotation, cellular component: extracellular region. The record is from RefSeq and is a predicted model, not a curated record. Lineage: Eukaryota; Metazoa; Chordata; Mammalia; Chiroptera; Hipposideridae. Gene Ontology annotation, biological process: thrombopoietin-mediated signaling pathway; cell population proliferation; positive regulation of ERK1 and ERK2 cascade. Gene Ontology annotation, molecular function: cytokine activity; hormone activity. The transcript has 6 exons.
UGCUGGAUUCUAAGGGACUGAUCACAGACUUGGUGGAAUACAGCAGAGUCCUAGCUGGCCCUAAAGAAAAGGGACAUGGUCUCAGGGAGAAAAUGAGAAAGGAGGUACAUUAGGGCUCAGGGAACAGGGCACCAAGAUGGACAUAGCCUCACUCGCCAUUCUUCCCCAGUCAUUCCUCGUUAGUUUAAGGUUCUGAAUCCAGGGGCUGUGGAAGCUGGGCCAGGCAGACCAGGGCACAAGGAGAGGGUGAUGGGAGGAGGGCUCAUGCAUGUUGACAGACCUACAGGAAAUCCCAAUAUUGAAUCAGGUGCAGGCCUCUUUGCACAACUUGUGAAAGAAGGAGGAAGCCAUGUGGGGGGUCCUGUGAAGGAACAGGAAGGGGUCUGAAGAGGGGGCAGGGAGGAAGGUGUGGGCUACCAGACAGAUAUGGUGGGUGUCUAAAGCAAAGUAUGCCAUGGAAGGCGGGCAUCACCUCACUCAGCGGGUGCCCAACCCUGGACUACUUGCCUCAGGAAGGAAGUUCCCAAGACUGUUAGUGUAUCUCUUCACCUUGGAAAACCCAGUAUUUCAGAAUUUGGAAUGCAAAGAAAAAGAGGCUUUGUGUGUAAGGGGUAAAUUGGGAAGAAUGAGAGGUUAACUCCUCCCACACCACCUUCUCUUAAUCUUUUAAUCACCAACCUCUAGUAACCCAGUUUUUAAAAAUUUUUGCCUAAUUUUACUUCUCAACCCCAUUUCCAAGCUAGCUACUUCUCAGUACAGUGCAUGUUUCCUAGUUCCUCAUCUCGGCCCCAUACUCACUUUCCCCUCUUCUCAGGCUCGUGCCACAGUGCUUCCAUUCUCUAUCCCCAUCCCAGAUUUCCUCCAACCAAACAACCAAGGUUGCUCAGAAUUUGAGGCCAAUUAAAAUGUGUGUGUGUACAUAUCCUGUCCUGCUGCUUUCGGCAGGGGGCAGGGGCACCAAACCCAUAUCAGAUUCACUGAGGAACUCUUGAUAAAGAGGAGACACUACAUGCUACGUCACAAGAAAGCAUGGGAGCAGUCAGAGCUUUAGCAGUUCUAGGCUGGAUAGAUUCCAGACCCUCUCCCUUGGCCUACCUGCGCCGUGCCCCACCCCACUCUUCCCAGAAGUGCAAGAGCCCAAGCCGCCUCCAUGGCCCCAGGAAGGAUUCAGGGGAGAGGCCCCAUACAGGGUGCCACUUCAACCAGACAGCCUGGCCAGAAUGGAGCUGACUGAAUUGCUCCUCGUGGUCAUGCUUCUCCUAAGUGCAAGACUAACUCGGUCCAGCCUGGCUCCUCCUGCCUGUGACCCCCGACUCCUAAAUAAACUGCUUCGUGACUCCCAAUUCCUUCAAAGCAGACUGAGCCAGUGCCCAGACGUUAACCCUUUGUCCACACCUGUCCUGCUGCCAGCUGUGGACUUUAGCUUGGGAGAAUGGAAAACCCAGACGGAGCAGACCAAGGCACAGGAUGUUCUGGGAGCGACAACCCUUCUGCUGGAGGGAGUGAUGGCAGCACGGGGACAACUGGGGCCCACUUGCCUCUCAUCCCUACUGGGACAGCUUUCUGGACAGGUCCGCCUCCUCCUUGGGGCCCUGCAGGGCCUCCUUGGAACCCAGCUUCCUCCACAGGGCAGGACCACAGCUCACAAAGAUCCCGAUGCCAUUUUCCUGAGCUUCCAACAACUGCUCCGAGGAAAGGUGCGUUUCCUGCUUCACGUAGUCGGGCCCACCCUCUGUGCCAAGCGGGCCCUCCCUACCACAGCUCUCCCAAGCAGUACCUCUCUAUUCUUCACACUGAACAAGUUCCCAAACAGGACUUCUGGAUUGUUGGAGACAAACUCCAGUGUCUCAGCCAGAACUACUGGCUCUGGACUUCUGAAGAGGCUACAGGGACUCAGAGCCAAGAUUCCUGGUCUGCUGAACCAAACUUCCAGGUCCCUAGACCAAGUACCUGGACAUCUGAACAGGACACACACACCCUUAAAUGGAACUCAUGGACUCUUCCCUGGACCCUCACCCAGGGCGCUGGGAGCCCUGAAUAUUCCACCAGGAACUUCGGACACGGGCUCUCUGCCACUCAGUCUCCAGUCUGGAUUCUCUCCUUCCCUAAGCCAUCCUCCCACUGGACAAUACACACUCUUCUCUCCUUCACCCACCUUGCCCACCCCCAUGGUCCAGCUCCAACUCCCACUUCCUGACCCUUCUGCUAUCAUGCCCAAUCCUACCAGCCCUCUUCUAACUGCAGCCCACCCUCACUUCCAUAAUCUGUCUCAGGAGUAGUACGGUACUCAGGCACUGCCAACAUCAGCACUGUCUCCCAUGUGUAAUUCCCUUACCUGAAGGAGAGGCCCUGGAAGACAACUGCUGCCACACCAGAUUUCCUGCUUUCACCUGAAACCCAAAGCCCUAGUAAAGGCGGAUACAUGGGACAGAAAAAGGGAUCGUUUUUCACUGUAUAAAACUCAGAAGCUAUUUUUUUAAGCUAUCAAUAAUAUUCACCAGAGCAGCUAGUUAUCUUUGGUCUAUUUUUCUGCAUAAACCUACAACUUACGAAUUUGCUCUGUGUUCUUUUGCAUACGAUAAUUUCUCAAAGGCCUGGACUGGCCUGGCCUCUGAACAAAGGUAGAAACUAAUCUUAGGUCAGAAAACAAGAGAAAAACAAGCUUUGGUUUUCUACUCAGAAAUAAGGUUAGUCUCUUUACCCCUUUUUACCAUCUUCUCAAUGGGACUUUUAUCUCCUUUUCUUAGGAGAUCCUUACUCUUGAGAAAUGAAUGAGAAGUUGUCUCCCAGAAAGGCUGUCCCUACAUAAUAGACAAAACUGAGCCUGUAUAAAUAAAGAAUAAAUAAAUGAGAGCACCCAAAAGCUAACU